CAGGCGGCGGCGGUGUGGAUAGACUCUCGGUGUGUGUGUCUGUGUGUGUGUAGGACCCGCAGCGUGUGAACCACACAGAUUCUGUGGCACGUUCUGCUCUUGAGACACAGGUACCUGGUGGGAACCCUUCAGAAAUGUGGAUGAGUACUUUUGCCCGUUUGGCCCGGCCGGCCUUGCGGAGCCGCUCCCCCGCCGCGGCCUGCCAGGCUCUCCGGGCUCGUGGUGGACCGGGUCCGGCUGCAGGUCCUCCGGCCUCUCUUCUGACUUCAGUGCAGCUUCGUGGGCAGCAGACCAUGGCCUCGGCCUCGGUCCCGGUGGCGAGCCAGUCCGUGAGGCACGCCCGGGCGCUGGACGAGCCGCGGAUGGUGGAGGUGGAGUGGGACGAUGGAGACACCAGUCUGUACCCGUUCACCUGGCUCAGAGACAACUGCCAGUGUCCACUGUGCACCCUGCAGUCAGCUCAGGCCAGGCAGCUGGUGAUGUGCGAUCUGGACAUCCACACAGGGAUCGACUCUGUGGAGGUCAUCAAUGACAACAAGGUGUCGGUUGUGUGGCCGGACCAUCACACCAGUGUGUUUGACUCCGAGUGGCUGAGGAGACGCUGCUUCUCCACCGCUGCCAGACAGUCACUGCAGGAAGAGCUUUUCCUCAAUGAUCGUUAUUAUUUUGAUUCCAAUCUGAACAUUCCCACCGGCGACUACGAGGAAGUUCUCCAUGACGACAAGGCGGCGCUGGCCUGGCUCCUGGCGCUGCGGCGCGUUGGCAUCGUCCGCCUGCAGGGGGCGCCGAGGGGGCGCGGCCAAGUGGCCCGACUCGCCGAGAGGAUCGGUUAUCUCCGGCUCACGUUCUACGGGCACACGUGGCAGGUGCAGGACAAGAACAUGGCAAACAACUUGGCCUACACGUCCAAGCGGCUCAGUCUCCACACGGACUACCCUGCACUGCACUUCUCACCAGGAGUGCAGUUUGUGCACUGCAUCAGCCAGGCCGUGGAGGGGGGGGAGAGCGAGGUGGUGGACGGCUUCCACAUGGUGGAGCUGCUGCAGAGAGAAGACCCCGAGGCCUUCAGGACCCUCACCUCCACCCAGGUGGACUUCACCGACAUGGGGAGGGACUACUGCGACUUCCUGCUGCAGUCCAAGAAACACAUCAUCGACGUCGAUAACAAAGGCCGAGUUGAGAGGAUCAACUUUAACAACGCCACCAGGGACUCGGUGCUGGACCUGCCCGUCCACCAGGUCCAACCCUUCUACCGGGCGCUGAAGGCCUUCACCGACCUCAUGAACCGUCCAGAGAACGUGGUCUGCUACACCAUGGAGCCAGGCGAGGUGGUGACGUUUGAUAACUGGCGUCUGCUCCACGGCCGGAGGAGCUACGUCACCCGGCCCGACAGCUCCAGACACCUGGAGGGCGCCUACCUGGACUGGGACGAGGUCAUGUCCCGCCUCCGGUUGCUACGCAACAUCGUCCACAAGCACACAUGAGCUCUGCAACUAAACAGUGACAUUACAUUUUUUUAAGAGAACCUUAGCUACAGAAUAGGAGCUAAACUACAUAUUGGUCUUAAAGUGCUUAGGUGAUGGGGCAAGGUGCAACGGUUCAUGUUGUUAACAGUCGAGAGCCGAAAGUCGUACACCAGGGAUUUAUAAAGCAAACUAACGGCAACACUACAAUGCAAAGACAAAAGUUUUUUUAAGGAUUCAUUUCACUGCCUUGUCUUGUCCAGCAGGGGCUGCUGUAGACGAAACAUUGUAUAAGAUAAUAUUUUAUACGUGUAUAGUUUUCUACAUUGAUCCGGCUUCUUCAAAUUAUCAUUAUAAUGAUGAUUUUGAGUAAAUUGUCCUGGUUCUUGUUAAAAAUCAAUUUAAUUUGCACCUGAGUUAAGUUACAAUCGGCCAUUUUCUCUGAUAUCAAAUAUCGAUAACGCUACAUAUAAAUGUUCAGGUGUUGAAACUAACUGAGUCUCUUCUGAAAUGAUCUCUGGGUGAAUUAUUUUUCUCUUGCUGCUUGUUUGAGAAUCUUUGUUCCGCUGGUUUUUAAUCCUCUUUACAUUCAAAUCCCUUAAAGCUCUGAAUUCUCCGUCAGUCUGAAUCUGAAAAUGCCUUAGUCCUGCAAUCAGAGAGCAGGAAACCAGUCGUCCCAGUCGUCCCAGUCGAGGUUUCCCCUGUUGAAAGUUGAGGUUGUGGUCGUGUGGUGUGAACUCUCAGAGUCCGGAUCAGGAGACAGGAAGUCGUGUAGUGUGACGCUUCUGGUUCCGAACUGUCGCUGUUCAACAUUUGUAAAUUAGUUUGAAGUUAAGAACUUCUCUAAAUAACCUGGUGGCAUCUGACCAGGUUCGGAGGUUUCAAGAAUCUGAGUCCAACCACAUCAUACUUCAUUAUUAUUAGUAUAAGUUUCCUGUUUCUGCUUUAAUGUGAGAUUUCAGAUUCUCAGGAUGAAACUUGUUUAAAACUCUUGUGCCUUAAUGUGAUGGAGGUGAAGUUUCUGUUAAAUAUAAAAAACAUGGCCAGUUUGUGAUCAAUUCCUUCUCUAACAGUUAAAGAGAUUGAAUUUUAGUUUACUUUUUAAAAAAAGCAACGUUUUGAUUUUUUAAGUCUUUAAUUUUUCCUCGAGUCACUGACAUUGAGAAUGUUGUGUCCAUGGCAACAGGCAUCGGUUUGGUUAGAUUGACAGCUCAUCGUCUGCAGCUUCUUGUUUGUUUUACAAGUUUUUGUUUCUUUUUCUCUUUUAUGUUGUGUUAGGAUCAAAGUGUUGUACAAACUGUUGUUAAACUAAACAUCACUCGCUUGAAUAAACGUCAUCGAGUUGAAAGGA
This is a messenger RNA of Limanda limanda (common dab), 2814 nucleotides long. RefSeq names its product butyrobetaine (gamma), 2-oxoglutarate dioxygenase (gamma-butyrobetaine hydroxylase) 1 (gene bbox1). Gene Ontology annotation, biological process: carnitine biosynthetic process. Gene Ontology annotation, molecular function: iron ion binding; gamma-butyrobetaine dioxygenase activity. The coding region runs from base 135 to 1484 and encodes 449 amino acids. Gene Ontology annotation, cellular component: mitochondrion. The transcript is spliced from 8 exons. The record is from RefSeq and is a predicted model, not a curated record. NCBI's taxonomy places the organism in Eukaryota, Metazoa, Chordata, Actinopteri, Pleuronectiformes, Pleuronectidae.